GGAAGCGAGAGCGAAGCAGGAGAGGCAGAGGCCGCCAGCCACGCAGCCACGCGCGCCUCCACCCACUGAGCCACCCAGCCACCCACCCAAGUACUUUCCUUCCAUUCUGGUGGUGGGGGACUUUGGAGCAACUCCCACCGGCCUCUUCAGCUCAGCAUUGCGCGCAAGGGCCCUCUCCACCUUCUUGGACUUGACUUGGAUUUCCUCCCCUCCUUUCCUUUCCUUUCCAUUUUGUUUUUUGCCCCCAAAGGAGGACUCCAAGGAGAACUAGAGGGGGGUGGGGUCGGUGGGAAACCCGCACCCCAUUUCCAAAAAACACCCCCAAGCAGCAAGAAGAAGAACAUCUCCAAACACCUUUCCCUCCUGGCACUUUUGUCCUCCUUCCGCCCAGCUUUGAUUUGUUUUUAAUUUUUUCUCAUAUAUAUAUUUUGGGGGAAAGAAAAUUGCAGUGGAUUUCUCUUCCUUCCCCUGUUAUUAUUCCUUCCCUUCUUCUUUUUUUGGGGCAUCGAUCUCCAUCCCACCAAACCUCUCGGGCAUGAGUUAAACUAGCGAAAGAGAUGGACACCAAACAUUUCCUUCCCUUGGAUUUCUCAGCCCAAGUCAAUUCCAACUCCUUAAGUUCUCCGACAAGCCGAGGGCCUAUGAGCGCACCUUCUCUCCAUCCAUCCAUGGGGCCCACUAUCGGAGGCUCUCUGGGAUCUCCCAGUCAGCUCCAUUCACCCAUCAGCACCCUGAGUUCACCCCUCAAUGGCAUGGGGCCUCCUUUCUCUGUCAUCAGCUCUCCCAUGGGGACGCACUCGAUGUCUGGACCGUCCACCCCAGGUCUUGGGUUCGGAACUAACAGCCCACAGCUCAAUUCUCCCAUGAAUCCAGUGAGCAGCACGGAAGACAUUAAACCUCCCUUGGGGAUCAAUGGCGUUCUUAAAGUGCCAGUACAUCCUUCAUCAGCCAUGGCCUCCUUCACCAAGCACAUAUGUGCCAUCUGUGGUGACAGAUCUUCAGGUAAACACUAUGGAGUGUACAGUUGUGAGGGUUGCAAGGGCUUCUUCAAGAGGACAGUGCGAAAGGACCUAACCUAUACCUGCCGCGACAAUAAGGACUGCUUAAUUGACAAGCGCCAGCGGAACCGAUGUCAGUAUUGCCGGUACCAGAAGUGUCUUGCAAUGGGCAUGAAGAGGGAAGGGAUGGAGCACCAUCCAUCCCGGCCCACAAGACUCCCUGGAAGGCAGGAAGAACAAGCUGUCCAGGAGGAAAGGCAACGAGGCAAAGACCGCAAUGAGAAUGAGGUCGAGUCGACUAGUAAUGCAAACGAGGACAUGCCUGUGGAGAAGAUUCUAGAAGCGGAACUUGCUGUGGAGCCAAAGACGGAGACGUACAUCGAAGCAAACAUGGGCCUAACUCCAAACUCACCCAAUGAUCCAGUAACCAACAUCUGCCAGGCAGCAGACAAGCAGCUCUUCACGCUGGUGGAGUGGGCCAAAAGGAUCCCCCAUUUCUCAGAACUGCCACUGGAUGACCAAGUCAUCUUGCUCAGGGCUGGUUGGAACGAAUUGCUCAUUGCGUCUUUCUCACAUCGGUCCAUAGCUGUGAAAGACGGGAUCUUGCUAGCCACAGGCCUACACGUCCACCGGAAUAGUGCUCACAGUGCAGGGGUUGGUGCCAUCUUUGACAGAGUAUUGACGGAGCUGGUCUCAAAAAUGAGGGACAUGCAGAUGGACAAGACAGAGUUGGGAUGCCUCCGAGCCAUUGUCCUCUUCAACCCAGACUCAAAGGGGCUUUCUAAUCCCGCUGAGGUUGAAGCUUUGCGUGAGAAAGUGUAUGCAUCACUCGAGGCCUAUUGCAAACACAAAUACCCCGACCAGCCUGGCAGGUUCGCCAAGCUCUUGCUUCGUCUCCCUGCCCUCCGCUCCAUCGGCCUGAAAUGCUUGGAACACCUCUUCUUCUUCAAGCUAAUAGGGGACACGCCGAUCGACACUUUCUUGAUGGAGAUGCUGGAAGCUCCCCACCAAAUGACUUAAAGAGGCAAGGAGCUGUCCCUUCGUACCCAGCAGGCUUCUGGCCACCGCCACAGUGACGCCUCCCGUACCGCUGCCACCACUUCCUCCUCCUCCCUGGUGCAAGAGACACUGCCCGCUCUUCUCCGUCUGGCACCCUGCCUGGUGACAUUGUUGACUCAGUCCCUUUGCCGCUUUCACAAUCUCUGUGCAUCUGAGGAUCUGAUGAUUGGCUUUCGCAAUCCCUUUCACAGAUUUAGAGGCAAGCUGGUCUUUAAAUGUGCAAAAGGCACACCCAACCGCACGCCUUGCCCCUGCAUUGUGAGCCUGGCACCUCUUUCCUGAGCACAGGUGGAUUUCCAAACCGGUCUGCAAUUGGGGUCCCACUCAUCUCUCUUGUGUUUGUGGCUUUGGAUGUCCCUCGGUGCACACGCACACAUGAAAACACACACAGAUGCACACACACACAUGCACACACCGAGUUGUCUGGGGUGUAGGGGGUGGAUUUUAUUUGCUUGUGUCAUUACAGACAAGUGGACUUGUUGGAGAAUGAAAAGGAUGUUGUUUCCCCACCAAAAACAAAACAAAUAUGUACAGAGAAAACAAAUCCAUACAUAUAUGGAUGGAGUUUGGAUGGAGUCUGACUUAGCAAGAUUCUUCUGGAGCCAUCUUUUAUUUAAGAGUAAAGGAUUGUGGGAGAUGGGGUUUUUUUGUAUGUAGCAGGUUGGAAUCCCAUGUAGGCAUGAAGGGCAGUGUUAUAAUUCUCUUUUCUUUUUGUGUGUCUGUCCAAAAAGAAAUCUCUCAUUUUCAAAUGACAAAUCUAGAGGCUGCUUUAAGGAAGUGACACUCAGGGUUGCAAGUCCUUCACCAGCAUCUUUGCUUACUCUGUGAGCAAUAUUUUUAGUUAGGAUUCUAAUGGUCUUGUUCUGUAGUUUUCUUUAAAGGUCCCCUCUUGCUUCUACUGGCGCUAUCUCUUAUAUUAUCUUUUACAGACUUUGCUCCUGUGCCAUUAACAGCCGGCUACUAAACUGUGAUAUUCAGGUAAAAAUGUCCCUCUGUUGUUUACCAAAAAGCCUCAUUUCUCCAGAGGAUGUUGCUCUUGCAGAGUCCAGAUAUAAGAGUCAGGAUAAAAGAAACGGGUGGCAGCCCCGUCUCAGUGGGAUAAUUCUGCAUGUGAAGCAGGCUGUCCGUGUAUCAGCACUUUUAAAAGCAACUCUUUGUAAACCUGUCCAGUCUUUUUAGAGAGAAGGUGUGCUGUCCUCCUCAGCAGAUAGGAAAGAAGAUUCUCUUCUCCUUCAUUUUAUAAAGCCAUUCUGAACUGGGAGCCAGGAGAGACUGUGCAGUUGAGGGAAAGUCAAAGUUGUAGUCCAAAAAGAAGUACAUUUUUCUGAGUUCUUGUUCCAAGUCCAAAGCAUACCCUUUUGUCUUUCCUUUGUAAAAAAAAUAUAGAUUGGCAUUCUGUUUGGAUCUUGUAUCUUCAUCAAUGGCCAUACGUGUGUGCAAAAUUGAAUUGAGUAGAAUCAUAGUGCCGAUAUUCACUUAGGGUCCACCGUGAUAUUGCAAUGCACAUUGGUGGAGUGACUGAUGUGGACAUUGAUCUGCAUUGGGGUGGUCAUUCAUGCGCAUCUGGACACCAGUUAGGAAGUUUGAGAGCACAUUAGGAAUGCCCAAUUCACAUCAGAAGUGCCCAGUGUGCAUCAGACAUGCCUGGUGCACACUGGAGCACUCUUGCCACAGCCUGGAUGUGCAUCAUAACAGUUCAUUCCCAGGGUUUCAUUCCAUUUCUGCAAUGUAGUAAUAGAUUUGGAAAACUACAGAAUGUAGACUGUGGUGCAAAAUUUUGGCCACAAUAACUAUUCUUAUUACAGAUAUGGUCAUCCAAAUAUUUUGUGACCAAAGUACCAAGCUAAAUGCAACUCCCACCCACCCCAAAAGCCAUGUUGUACAGUGAUUAGCAAGCCCUUUUCUUUUGGCAGUCCUAGCAGAACAGCAGGGAACUCCAGAACAUUAAUGGUACCAAAAAGAAACCCCUAAAGAAGCCAUGUUUCUAGUCUGUAAGAGUAUGGAGCCCUUGCUGAAAGCUUUGACUCUGGGCCCGGGUGAUCAGACUGUCUCCAGCAGAACCCGCCUGUUCCCUUUUACAGGUGUCUCUCCGGCCCAUUUUUCUCUUCUUUCUUUAAAAAAAAAAAGCAGAAUAAACAGUGAAGGAGCCUGUUGGUUUUGUAGAAGAACGUGGCUAUUCUUAGUCAGUUGGGUUGAGGCCAAGAAUGAGGUGAUUGUGGCUGGCUCAGAACCAGGAGGUUCCCUGGGACACUUACUUGCUUGCUCUAGAGAGAGUGUGUCUGCUUGUGGGUAUACACACACAUACAAUCUCUCUUCCUCUUUCACACAUACACUUUCUGUGUUCUAUAAAUAUUCUGCUCUCCGUAGCAGUCUUGCCAUUAACAGCAGCUGGCUCUCUGCACAGAUGCCUUCUGAGAUCAUGGAGUACUGGAAUUAAAUUUUCGUCUGUGUUUUCCUCCAGUCCCUUUCCACAAUCUCUGCUUCCUCCCUUGGCACCCAUUUCCUCCUGGAAAAGCCUGACUAUUGCCACCUUAAAGUACAUGACUUGAACUCCUUAGUUUGCAUUUUCUGUCCUCUGUUUUGUGCUUGUUUAACUUUCCAUUGUGUCUUUGUGCUUUUCCUAUCAUAAUCAGGGUCAUGCCCAUGACCUGCCUCACUUUCUCACCUCUCUUUUCCUUUCCUCCAAUCUUGGGGUCUCUUGGUCAGUUGUAUCAUCCUAUUUUAGUGGCUGGGAGAGUGUUACCACCCUUGGAGAGGCAGAAAUGUGGGAACAGGGAUCAACUAUGAGAGUUCAGGAAUCCUUGGGCACAAAGACACUUGCAUUUCCUCCAACAGUUUGCAGAAGAACACCAGGACUGUGUGGCCAAGCAACCCUAGAGUACGAGAAAGAUGGCAGCAAGUUAUUCAUGAAGGAAGACACCCAAGCUAGGAUAGGUUGCAGCAAUUUGCUCUUGCCUCAGCUUACUGGGAAGGGAAAGGUUCUGCUCCAUCCUCUCUGUCCCUUGCUGUUAAAUGAAUGCAAACUAUGUGUUUUGAGUUCAGUUUGCAGCAAAUGAAGUGAGCUGAGGAGAGAGAGGGAAAGUGGGAGAAGGAAAGAGAAACUGGAACAUGUUAAAAGCAGAAAGAUUUUGGAAGACCGAGGAUUCAUUAGGACUGUCCCUGCCACAUCAGGACAGUUAGGAGUAUAUGCACUUGUUUGGAGAGACAACAUGUGGAGGGUUUAAGGGAGAGGAAGGGGAAAAACAUGAUGCAUUAAAGAGCCAUUAAAUAUAUAGAUGUCAUCACUGAGUGUCCUUGCAGGAGACAAAUGCUGCACAUUUUGCUCACAGAGGCCUGAUACUGGCAGUGUGGGAUGAAUCAAGGUCUGCAGAAGCAGAAACAAUGUCCAGUGUGAUGCUAGUUGCUCCUCUUGCCAACCACUCAAGUGGAUUCCAGCUUUCCUGUUAGUGUAAAAGAGAAUGUUUCCCAAGAUGGAGUAAAGCCACCCAGGUAAGAACCACGAGGGGUACCCAGUCCCUUGUGGAGCAAUGUGGUUGCAGGAAAUGGUGUGCAUGUGUGCAAGUGAUCACUUUUCAAGCCCAGGAAUGGAAAGGCUUCCCACAGACAUUCAUUCUCCUGAUAGCAAGUCACAUGUGGAUAUGAUUGCGGUUGUUUUUGGCUAGGAUUGUGGUUAUUGUUGUUGUUAUUAUUAUUUUAAAACAGUUUUCCACCGAUAUUUACUGGAUUUCUUCUCUCUGCAGCCUUCUGACCUCAAAGCUGGGAAAUGUUCCCUUUUUUCUGGGCUACAUCUUUUCCACUUUUGUGGAGUUGUAGUCCAAAAAAGAAAUGCUUCUGAGUUCUUGCUGAACUUUUUGUUGGGUUGACAGCAAGAACUGCUGAGUUGUAUAGAAGACAGAGCCCCUGUAGCUUGGAUAGUUAGCGGAUCCUGGGUUAGGAAGACUUACCGUCAGGGACAACAUCAUGUCUCCUUCCUUAGCCCACCAAAAAACACACCUUUUAGUUAUUGCAUCCCCUCCACAGCACAGUUAUUUACAGGCCAGAGGAAUGCAGGAAGAGAAAUGGAGAAGUGUCAAGCUCCUUUCUUGUAGCUGGACUGAUGUCAUAUGGGAGUCAAAGGUGCUGUGCAUCCUGGUCCAGGUAUGGAACCGGUGCUUGUGUGCCACAAUCCCUCCUGCUUUCCAUCAGCCAAUAGAUAGGUAUCUUGUAGGACAGGGGGGAACACAUCAGCUAAAAGACUUUUGGGGCUGAGAGAGAAGAUGUGACAUGGCUCUACCUGAUGGAAUUUUGUUGGAUGUCUUCCUGAUCCAGGAUUUGCCAGGGCUGGGCUAAAGGAGGGCAUUGCUCCCCUAUUAAGAUCUCUGCCUCCCAAAUGAAAAUUUUCUUCCUUUCCUGCACAUUUCUGGGCAUUGGAGUAACUGAAAAUGUCAGAAACAGGGUUUAAAGAAUGGAGUUCAUAUAUAAAUACUUAAUAUGUUCUCUAAGCCAUUGGUAUCUUUGCUCCUUAGUCAGAACCACUGCAUUGUACUAAUGUGCAGUGUGCCAUUGUAUUAUGCUAAUUCUAAUAGGUUAUGGUCCCAGACUCCAAAGAAUACGGACAGGCAAAGCGAUCAAGGGAAUGCAAACCCUGCAGGUAGAAGAGUUCCAGGUCUGAACAAAUUUCUAAGGCUACAUCCACAUGCCGAAAUAAUCCAGUUUCACAUGACUUCAAUUGCCAUGGCUCAGUGCUAUGGAACUCUGGGCAUGGUAGUUUGUUGGGACACCAGAGCGGAACUCAAAAUGGAGGACCUUUUGAAAUUGCUCCCAGUUACCCAACAAACUACCAUUCCCAGAAUUCCAUAGCAUUGAGACAUGGCAGUUUAAAGUGGUGUCAAACCGGAUCAUUUCUGCAGUGUGGAUGCAGUCUCACUCUUUAGAAAUUGGAGGAUUGAAGGAGGAACAGAGUUUCACUGGAGGGGCAGGAUUCUUAGUUUGGGGGCAAUGGUCACAUUCAUCCCUCUCCAACUAUUAAAGCUCCAGAAGCCCUGUUACAGAUACAACUCAGAGGAGGUCAGUCUCCCACCGACAACCAAUUGAACUCCUUGGCCCACAAAUCCAAAGAUCGAUGUUCCAUUUUUCCAGAAUGAGUCUACAGGGUGGUGACAUCUCUGUCUCCUAGUAAGAUUGCAUGAUGCAUUUUAAGUUGAUACAUAUGUGUGUGUACAUGUAUGUUGUAUAGAUAUAUACACCGUAUAAAUAUCCUCAUUCACAUAUACAUAUAUUAUAUCCACCUUUAGCUAUCUUUGUGUUCUCAGAUGUUUUUUUAAUUUUAAAUUUCUUGGUUUAUUCCCACCCCCAAUAUUUUUAUUUGCUUUAUGAAAGCAAAUAUAUAUAUUUCCCCAUUGAAACUGCCCUAUCCAUGCCCUUUUCCCACCCGAAGUUCAUGGUCACCAAUACUGGAUCUUUGUAACCCAAGAAGUGGGAAAUGUUGCAUCUAUUUUAAGAUGCCUUUUUUUUUUGGUGGAGGGAUCAGGAGGGGUCAAGAUGCAGCCGGCGGAUUGAAUAAUAGCUUUAGCCCAACGCUUAGGAAAACCGAUGCCUUCACUAUGGAGCGCAUAGCUUAAAAAGGAGAAAAAAAUAGACAAAAAAAUAAUUAAAAAGAACAUUUUAAAAAAGAGAAUAAGAAGGUAUGCAAGCUAUCUUAAAGCGUUGAUAAAGUUAAAUAUCUAUUUUUGUACAAAUGUAAUUUUAUCCCUUACAUAUUCUUAGGAAAAAAAAGGAUUUUUUGUUGUUGAUGUUGUUGUUUUGGAGGGGAGGGGGCUGUUUUUCUGCUUUUAUAGAAUUUGUUCGAAAUCUCUUAUUAAUACGUUUGGCUACGAACGCAUCCGUGCGGCGCAAAGGGAGACGUCUUUACGCGGAGAUGUCUUCGUCCAAAAUCUGUCCGGAAAUCAUUUUCUUUGGAACGAGUGGAUUUUUAAUCCCUCCCUGCUCCCCGGCUUCGUUUGGAAACACAAAAUGCAGCCCUUCGUUUCAUCCCCUCCGAACCUCCCCAGCCCCGCAGCAUUACCCUGCAGGUCUACUCUACUGUGAAAUCACUACCGUAUAUUAUUGUUCACUAAAAAAUAAAGUAAAUACAAAAAAAUAAAAUAAAAAUUCUGCUGGAAAUGCCAGUAUUUUGAAGAAAUGUAUUAGAAUUGUUUUAAAAAAAAAGGUAAAAGAAAAUAUAUGAGCAUUUUAAAAUAUGA
Sceloporus undulatus (fence lizard) is the source of this 8278-nucleotide messenger RNA. RefSeq names its product retinoid X receptor alpha (gene RXRA). NCBI's taxonomy places the organism in Eukaryota, Metazoa, Chordata, Lepidosauria, Squamata, Phrynosomatidae. The transcript has 11 exons. Gene Ontology annotation, biological process: positive regulation of transcription by RNA polymerase II; cell differentiation; retinoic acid receptor signaling pathway. Gene Ontology annotation, molecular function: retinoic acid-responsive element binding; zinc ion binding; nuclear receptor activity. The record is from RefSeq and is a predicted model, not a curated record. The coding region runs from base 558 to 2018 and encodes 486 amino acids. Gene Ontology annotation, cellular component: nucleus; RNA polymerase II transcription regulator complex.